AUGGCAACCUCAGACGUCAAACCCUCGGAGAAGAUCUACGCCCUCAUAAACUACGAAGACCCCUACGUCCAACCCCUCAUCCUCGCCGCCCUCCAAAAGCGCCUACCCGAAUCGUCAUACGAAUUCAUCACCUCAGUCUCUCAGCUCCCCAGCCCCUCACCCCGCCUUCUCCAAUGGGUCCAAUACGAAUCCAUCGACUUUGACCAUCUCUUGGAAAACUCCUCCACUUCCCUCGCCAACGCCUACGUAAUCCGCAAAGCGCUCAUCCGGAAACACUACCUCAGUACCACGAUUGCAAAUUGGAUUACCAAGUACCCGGAUAGUGUGUUGAAGAGGCACGUGAAGCCGAGUGUGGAGUUUGAAGUUGACUACGCCGAGUUUUUGGAUGAUGCGCUUGUGGAGGCGUGGGAGUUGAAGGAGAGUUGGGCGCGGAAUGAGGGGCAAGAAGAGGUGGAGAAGAAGGAGUGGUGGAUCUUGAAACCGGGGAUGAGUGAGCGGGGGCAGGGGAUCCGGUUGUUUUCGAGUGAGCGGGAGUUGACUGAGAUAUUUGAGGAGUGGGAUCCUGAGAGUGAUGAUGAGGAAGAAGAGGAAGAUGAAGAUGAAGAGGGACAUGCGAGAAGUGACGCCGGCGGCGGUGGUGAAAAUGGUGAGAGGAAAGAAGUACAAGAGAAGGAAGAAGGCAACGGUAUCAUAACAUCACAACUCCGCCACUUCAUUGCACAACCUUACAUCCACCCACCUUGCCUCCUCACACCACCCAAUGCUCCUUCGUCAGAACUCCGCAAAUUCCACAUCCGCACCUACGUCCUCGCCACCAGCGCGCUGCAGGUCUUCGUCUACCGCCCCAUGCUCGCCCUCUUCGCUGCACGCCCCUAUGUUCCUCCGUGGAACAACGUAUUGCAGGAAGACCGCGACGAAGCUAUGCGAGCGCAUCUAACGAAUACAUGUCUACAAGAAAGCGGGGAUAGAGAAGGAAGCGUAGGCUUAUUCUGGGAUCUACCCAACAAUAUACCCCAACAACCCGAGGGGCUGGAAUUGGACGUAAAGUCUGAUUGGAAAGACCUCGUCUUCGAGCAGAUCAAGGCUACCACAGGUGCGACGUUUGAAGCAGCAGCCCGCGGCAUGUCAAUCCACUUCCAACCUCUUCCCAACUCUUUCGAAAUCUUUGGCCUGGAUUUCAUGGUGGGCAUUGAGGAGGAUGGUAGCUUGAAUACGUAUUUGCUGGAGGUGAAUGCGUUUCCGGAUUUCAGGCAGACGGGCGUGGAGCUAAGUGGUAUGAUUCAGGGGCUUUUUGAGGGGGUUGUGGAGAAGGGGGUGUUGCCGUUCUUUGGGGUGGGUGGCGAGCGGAAGGAUGGAGAGGAUGGGAUGGUGAAGGUUCUGGAUGUUGAUCUUGGACGGCGGUGA
Messenger RNA from Alternaria conjuncta, 1404 nucleotides. RefSeq lists its product as uncharacterized. The record is from RefSeq and is a predicted model, not a curated record. Lineage: Eukaryota; Fungi; Ascomycota; Dothideomycetes; Pleosporales; Pleosporaceae. Gene Ontology annotation, biological process: protein modification process. The transcript has a single exon. Gene Ontology annotation, cellular component: P-body. The coding region runs from base 1 to 1404 and encodes 467 amino acids.